AUGUUAACAUUAGUUAUUGAAUUUGGUCGUCAAAGACGAAAAUUUGAUUUAAAACAUCCAAUUGAUAUUGGUUUACUUGAAAAUCAAAUAAAAUCAACAUUUGGGAUUGAAGAUAAAAAUAAUUCGGAAUAUUUAAUACAAAUUUAUGAUGAAUUUGUUAAAAAUUAUCUUGAUUUAACAUCUGAAUCAUUUCUUUCAACAAAUCAUAAUAAUGAUAUAAUAAAAGGUCAAAUCAUCUCAUCUCAAAUAAAUUCAUUUCAAUUUCAACCAAAAGUAACAAAACAACAAGUUGUUGGUCUUAUUACAUUAGAAUCAAUUCAAGAAUCUCUUCAACAAUGGUCACAAUUACUUCAACAUAUUCAAUUAGAAAUAUCAAAAGAAAUUCAAACUGUUAAAGAAACUAUCAAUGCUGUGAAAUCUCAUUAUGAAUUAAUUGAUGAAUUAAAUUCGAAUUCAAAUUCUCCUAUUUAUCCAUUAACAAGUACUUGUUCUUCACCUUCUUCUGUUUCUCAAUGUGUAAAUAAAACUCUUACUCUUACUCCUCCUCCUCCUUCUCAUCCUGUUGUUCCUCCAACAUUUUCUUCGAAUUCAAAUAAUUCUCAUUUAAUUCGACCAAUAAAUAAUGUUGAUAGAAAAGAUUCGUAUUAUCCAUAUAAUGGAACAUCUUCUAAUCAACAACGAUAUAGACCAAAUAAUAAUAAUCGACGAGGAACAUAUAAUAAUACAAAAAUCUUAACAAAUCGAGAAAAUAAUUCUUAUUAUCCUCCAUCACAAAUUCCAUCUCGACCAAUUGAAUAUAAUGUUCCAGUAACAAUAACAUAUCAACGGUUUCAAACUGGUGUUGAUUUUGAAGGAGAAUUAUCAAAAUAUUAUAAUCCAACUUAUUUUUUUCUUCGAAUAUCAAAUCAAACAGAAUCAUAUGAUGAAAUGCAUAAAAAUAUCAAUUUCUAUUAUAAUAAUAUGGAUAUGAACAAAUGUUAUAUUCCUCAACCAAGUGAAUUUUGUGCAGCAAAAUCUCCAAAUGAUUCCAAUUGGUAUCGAGCACGAAUAAUUCGAAUUAUUGAAAAUGACAAAGUUCAAUUAAUAUUUAUUGAUAAUGGAGAAAUAAAUGAAUUAAAUCUGAAUUUAAUUCAACCAUUAAAUUCACAAUUUAGUGAUCGUCCAGCUCAAGCACUUGCAUGUUCACUUGCUCAAGUUUUACCAUUUACACAAAAUGAUAAAUGUGGUUGGAAUCGAAGAGCAUGUAUGAGUUUAGAAAAUUCAUUAAAAUAUGAACGAAUUUCAUCGGAAAAACUUUUAUUAAAAGUUACUGUUUCCGAUAUGAAUCAAGUUAAAUGGCCAAUUAUGUUUAUACAUAUAUCAACACCAACGAUUUCUAGUUUAACUGAUCAUAUGUGUGAUUUAUAUUUAAGUCGUCGAUGUACAAAUUUACAAAUAAGUGAAUAUUGGUCAAAGAAAAUUCGUCCAGAACAAUAUGUUUUGUUUAAUUUAUCUUCAUUAAUUAAUCAAAAACAAUAUUUUAUUUUAAAUAAUAAUCAAUCCUCUUUGUCUUUCAAUCAAACUAUUGAUUUAGUUAUGACUGAUUUAGAAUUUUUUUCUCGUCAAUAA
Messenger RNA from Adineta steineri, 1608 nucleotides. The record is from the annotation of a GenBank genome assembly. NCBI's taxonomy places the organism in Eukaryota, Metazoa, Rotifera, Eurotatoria, Adinetida, Adinetidae.